AGAGUCAGCUGUUGCCUGGGAAUAACUUCACGAACGAAUGCAAUAUUCCUGGAAACUUCAUGUGCAGUAACGGGCGCUGCAUCCCGGGGAGCUGGCAGUGUGACGGCUUGCCGGACUGCUUCGACGACAGCGACGAGAAGGAAUGCUCGAAAGCGAAGUCCAAGUGCGGUGCCACGUUCUUCCCCUGCGCCAGCGGGAUCCACUGCAUCAUCGGGCGCUUCCGCUGCAACGGCUUUGAGGACUGUCCCGACGGCAGCGAUGAGGAGAACUGCACAGCAAACCCCUUGCUUUGCUCGACUGCCCGAUUCCACUGCAAAAAUGGUCUUUGCAUCGAUAAAAGCUUCGUGUGCGACAGUCAGAAUAACUGUCAGGACAACAGCGAUGAAGAGAGCUGCGAAAGUCCUCAAG
This is a messenger RNA of Apaloderma vittatum (bar-tailed trogon), 408 nucleotides long. Its product is annotated as low-density lipoprotein receptor class A domain-containing protein 3. The transcript is spliced from 3 exons. The record is from RefSeq and is a predicted model, not a curated record. Gene Ontology annotation, cellular component: plasma membrane. Gene Ontology annotation, molecular function: protein binding. The annotation marks the transcript as partial. Gene Ontology annotation, biological process: receptor-mediated endocytosis. NCBI's taxonomy places the organism in Eukaryota, Metazoa, Chordata, Aves, Trogoniformes, Trogonidae.